This is a messenger RNA of Staurois parvus, 340 nucleotides long. The record is from the annotation of a GenBank genome assembly. Lineage: Eukaryota; Metazoa; Chordata; Amphibia; Anura; Ranidae.
AUGUAUCAGAAGCCACCAGAUGGAGGAUGGGGCUGGAUCAUUGUUGCUGCAUCCUUCUUUAUUCAGUUCCUGUGCUAUGGUUCUCCAUUAGCUGUCGGUGUCUUGUACGUGGAAUGGUUAGAUGUCUUUGAUGAAGGAAAAGGGAAGACUGCAUGGGUUGGGUCACUUGCGGCUGGAGUGGGACUGCUUGCAAGUCCCCUGUGUAGCGCUUGUGUCUCUUCUUUUGGUGCUAGACCAGUUGCCAUUUUUAGCGGAUUCUUGAUAAGCGGGGGGAUUGAUAUUGAGUAGCUUUGCUCCAAAUAUUUACUUCCUUUACUUUUCAUAUGGAUUUAUGGUUGGU